UACGAAAAACCCAUUCUGCCACAAUCCGGAGCAGGUUUAAUUACGCAGCCAUUAUGCAGCCAUUUUUGUUUUGUUGAUUAUUUACCAGUUUUCUAUUCGACUGAUCGUCUUCGUUUAAAAUAGAAUUUUACCACUGCGCAGGUGGGCGUGGUUUAACCAGACCAGUCGAAUACGACCAAAUAUCCUAUUAGAUUUAUGUUCUUACGUGUAUUUACUGUGCAUCCGGUCGUGACAACCGUUUCAAAUAAUUAUUACCAAGAUCACAAGGUCCUAGACACUGUUCUCUGCAAAGAAGCCGUCAUAAAGUGUUUACAACAGAGUUGUAUGCAUAGCAGUGAAGUAAGCUGACCCGUGUUUUUUACAGAUGUUUGAGGAUAUAACGACCGACGUGUCUUUACUAUUAGCAGUAGUAUUAUUCUUAAUAACAUGGAUAUACAUGAACAUACGGCGGCCAACUGGAAUGCCACCGGGUCCAACAACCUACCCGAUCAUUGGAAAUGUGUCAAUAUUCUUGGGGAAGACACCACCGCAGAAAAUAUUCAGAGGUAUGACUAAGAAGUACGGACCUAUAAUUUCUUUCAAAGUUGGUCCUUCUUGGGCUGUGGUGAUAAACAAUUACGAGUUGACACAAGAAGCCUUGUUGACGAAACCAAAUGAUUUUAGUGGGCGCCCUAAUCUCUAUAUGGUGGAUUGGUUUAGUGACAAUCAAAAGAAUAUUGUAUUUGCUCAACCCACUCCAACUUGGAAGUUCCACAGAAAACUAGCUCACACGGCUAUCAGAAAAUACGCAACUGGCCAAUACUUGGAGAAUCUCAUAGACGAAAUUACCCCCCGUUUACAAGCCGUAAUGACGCAGAAGGCUGGUACACCUUUUGAUCCGCGCGAAGUCGUCACACUCGCAGUCUAUAAUGCAAUCGCUUCAAUGUGCUUUGGGCAUAAGUAUGAAUUCAACGACACUGAAUUAAUUAGAUUCAUCGAGUUACAAAAAGAAAUUAAUGAAGCAUUUGGAAACGGUACACUUGCUGACUUCAUUCCCUUGGCUCGAUUCUUACCAAGUCCGCAAGUCAAUAGAUUUAAGAAGACGAGUAUAGAAUUCUUCGAUUUGAUAAAAAAAGAAGUUAGUCAACAUUUGGAAAGAUACAGUCCAGAUGAACCCGCUAAUGAUCUAAUAGAGCUGUUGUUACAAGCGCAGGGAGAAGAAUCAGAAGGGAGUGAAGACCACGCCUGUAAAUUAACAGACGUACACAUCAAACAAAUUGUGGCAGAUCUUUUCUUUGCUGGUACAGACACAUCAUCAACUACAUUACUGUGGGCUAUCGCCUGUAUUGUCGACAACCCGACUGUACAGGAAAACAUCAAAACAGAACUGGACGAAGUCAUUGGACACAGACCACUGAGAUUAAGUGACCGUGGAAAGUUGCCGUACACGGAGGCUGCCAUCAUGGAGGUAAUGAGAUUUGGGACAGUCGUACCGCUUGGUGUUACACAUCGAGCUCUUAAAGACUCUUCUAUUGGCUCAUACAAGAUACCUGAAAAUACAUGGGUGUUAAUAAACCAGUGGGCUCUUCACAUGGAUCCAGAAUAUUGGGAUGCGCCAGAGGUUUUUCUGCCAGAACGAUUUUUGGAUUCAUCAAACUCUGUUAAGCAACGUCUACCAAGCUUCUUGCCGUUCUCCACUGGUCGUAGAGUGUGUGUCGGCGAAUCUUUGGCGAAAGCCGAAAUUUUUCUUAUUUUUACGUGGUUAAUUCAGAAUUACAAGUUCUCCAAGCCACCGGGUGAGGAAGGCCCAGCAGCUGUCAGUGGUAUCCCACAGGCUCUAAAUUUUACAAAGCCUUUCCAAGUUGUUGCUACUCUCCGAAAUGAUAUCAACUAAAUUAUCUUAAGAUACAAGCAAUGACCUCUAAACUAAUUAAAUAUACAAAAUAUUGUUACAAUAUUAGUUGUUGAUUAAAUUGUAUUUAGUAUUUCAGAAUUUUCACAGUUUUGUAUUAUAAUAUGGGAUGAAUCCAGCAUCCACUGCUGACUAGUGAAAUAUUAUUUAUGUAAGUUAAUCCUGAUGAUGUAUACUUAAUGUCGAUAUAUUGAACCCCAACACGAUGGCGUGCAUUUCAAUAUUUGGAGCAUGUAUUAAACUUUCUUACCUGAAUGUUACAUUUUUCUUAUUUCCAUGUUAAUAUUUUACGACUAACACGACUACUACCAAUUACCUGGCAUUAGGGCAGAGUGCUACAAUUAUUUUAAUCUAUCUGUUUAUUUUCCUGUUUACAAUAAAGAGAUAAACUUAACCUAUCCAUGUUGUAAUGAUGUAUAGUAGUGUAUAGGCUUUAAGUAUUUGUUCAUGACAACCAAAUCUGUGACAACCUGCCCGGUACAUUGCAAUUUUUUUCAAUUCCAAAGUUGUUUUUCUGAAAUAUCUCAAAUUCCUCCUCUAAGUGAUCUUGAAUUCAAAGAUAUUGAUAUCUUAUCGGGAUUUUCCGAAGUUGCAAAAAUAAUUUCUGGCCUCAAACCGGAUAAGGUUUGUGGCCUGAAUUCUAUUUCAAUUAAAGAUGUACGUCAUUAUGUUACCUACUUUCAGAAUUGUUCAACCUGUCUCUGCAGUAGUCAAUGGUCAAUAGUCGUAUAUUUAUAUAGCAGUCUAGAAAGGUACCACUACAUUUGUAUAGCCAUCAACAACGACGAUGGAGAGGUGACCUGAUUGAAACUUUUAAAAUUAUAAAAGGUUUCGACAAGAUAGACAGAGACCAGUUUUUCCAAUUUCGCAAAGAAAAUAUAACUAGAGGACAUCCCUGGAAAAUGUUCAAACCAAAAUUGAAUAAAACACUCAGAGUUCGAGUUGAUUUCUUUUCUCAACGAGUGAUUAACUUCAGAAACGAUCUUCCAUCGAGAGUUGUCAGCUCAUCAAACACUUCACUGUUUUAAAAGGAGUUACAUAGACAUUGGUACGAUAAGGGGUUUAAAAUGCUCGGCCUAAACGUAUCCCUUUAACCGUAAGUUCAAGUGUAGGGAAAUUUGCCCAUCUUGUACUAAUCUACAAAGGCAAGGGUGAUAGAAAUAACAUCAGUUCUUAUAGCCCGAUCUCACUUACUUCAAUAAUUUGCAAAAUUUUAGAAAGACUUGUAAAUACUGCCAUUUACAAUCAUCGUUCUUUUAAGCAUUUAAUAUCAAACGUUGAAUUUGCAUUCAGGCCUGGUUAUUCCUAUAUUUCACAGGUGUUCAGCUUGUGUAUGACUGGUCAUCCUCACUUGACCUGACCCCCCCCCCCAUCAUAGGCGCAUUCAAGGGGGAUAGGGGACCAGCCUUCCCGGAGCCCCCAUACAUUUUUCAAAAUUUAAAACAAAUUGAGAAAAGAGAAAAUUCAACUUAAAUUUUGAGUCUAUGGGUGCCAUAUUCAUAAAAUUGCUUGCCUCAGCCCCAACCAAUGUGGGGCCGAGGACGUAGUAUAGACUUUCCCUCUGUAAAAGUCCCUCUUUAGGCCCCUCUAUUUCAAAUUUCUGGAUCCGCCACUACCCCUGUCCAUAGCAUCCUUUUGGACUGGGAAAAGCCACUGUCCACUUAAAUGAUGACACAAAUGGCCAUAUUAAAAAAAAAAAGAAAUUAGCGGCAUAAUUCCUAUUAUAAUUGUUACGAUACGAAUAGUAGAGCAUGUGCAGUUUCAAUUUCUGCGCCUGCAAGGCGUAUUUGCAUAAAUUAUAACAUGUGGUUGCACUUUGUUUACUAACGUGCAAUAAUUGUUGAACACGGACAUUUUAUCUUUAAAGUGGCUGCAUCUACGCCGAUCUUACGUCAUUCUGUAGUGCAAUAAGAUAAGCAGAGUUAUGUUUUAGGGUAAAGGCAAGUCAACCAAUCAUCGUGUUGGGAUUUGCAUAAUUUUGCGUAGACAUAACCACUACGUUUUAUCUUUUACGGGAUUCAAGUGUCAGAAAUACUAAAACAGAGAGGAGUAAAGGUAUGGCCAAGAUGACUUGUUCAUACACUGUCGACACGUCUAUAAUGACCAAAGUUAUAUCACAAAAGGGUACAACACUUUCCUUUAAGUCUACCGUUUAAGUAACGGUUUUGUUAUUGUGUAAUGGGUUUUUUAAGUGAAGUAGACCUACACGUACUGAUUACAGUACUUUGUUCUUGUCGUAGGCGUAUGAACUGAGUAUUGGCAUUGGCCACGUCGAUGUAAUUUUGAGAAUAUAGGGACGUCGAAAUAAAAUCAAUAAAUGUA
Molecule: messenger RNA, 4213 nt
Organism: Anneissia japonica
Lineage: Eukaryota; Metazoa; Echinodermata; Crinoidea; Comatulida; Comatulidae
Product: steroid 17-alpha-hydroxylase/17,20 lyase-like
Exons: 10
Coding region: 365-1873 (502 amino acids)
Biological process (GO): progesterone metabolic process; hormone biosynthetic process
Molecular function (GO): steroid 17-alpha-monooxygenase activity; heme binding; iron ion binding
Source: RefSeq, a predicted model, not a curated record